Messenger RNA from Trifolium pratense (red clover), 1469 nucleotides. Its product is annotated as peroxidase 57-like. Lineage: Eukaryota; Viridiplantae; Streptophyta; Magnoliopsida; Fabales; Fabaceae. The coding region runs from base 139 to 1245 and encodes 368 amino acids. The transcript has 2 exons. The record is from RefSeq and is a predicted model, not a curated record. Gene Ontology annotation, molecular function: peroxidase activity; heme binding. Gene Ontology annotation, biological process: response to oxidative stress; hydrogen peroxide catabolic process.
UCCAUAACAACAAACUCAAAUUUUCAAUCAAACGCAUUUUGUUAUUAAAAGGUUGUAACACCUUUGUUUUCCUUUGGUGUAAUCUUGAACACCCUUUUCAACAUUUUUUUUCAUUUAUUAUUUAUUUUUUGUUAAAAAAUGAAAAUGGCAAGGAUCAUAUUUGUGACCCUUUUGUUUUUCAACUUUGUCAUUGUUCCUUCAAUAGCUUUUCCUGCUGGAUAUGGUUUAGAUUUACCAAAUCCAGGUAAUCAAGGUAAUAAUAAUAACAAUAAUGAUCAACCAAAGGAAACACCAAAUAAUGAUGUUGUUAGUAAUAAUAUUGCUAAUCUUAAGCAAGGAUUUUAUAGCGGUAGUUGCCCCAACGCGGAGAAAAUUGUGGCGGAUGCUCUUGCCGAGAUUCUUAAAACGAAUCCAUAUGCAGUGGCUAACCUCCUUCGUCUUCAAUUUCAUGAUUGCUUCGUUGUUGGAUGUGAUGCAUCAAUCUUGCUAGACUACUCACCAACAGGAGAACAAGUAGAAAAAAGUUCAUUUUUCAAUGGUCAACUUCUCAAAGGAGCUGAUAUAGUUGAUGAUAUAAAAGCAAAACUAGAAGAACAAUGUCCAGGAGUAGUAUCAUGCUCAGAUACAUUAGCAUUCGCAAUCAACGAAGGAAUGGCCCUUGCAGGUUUACCUCGUAGAGUGCCUCUUGGCGGUCGUAGAGAUUCCGUCUAUUCCCUUGCAUCCGUCGUGGAAGCCAACAACCUUCCAAUGCCUAGUUGGCCGAUCGAAAGAAUGGUUGAGCUCUUUACCAGAAAAGGUUUCACAAUUGAAGAAAUGGUUAUUUUAAUUGGUGCACAUUCAGUUGGUUCAGUUCAUUGCGAUAUUUUUAUGGAAAGAAUUUACAAUUUCGCAAACACAAGAAAACCUGACCCUACAUUACCGGGUCCAGUGAUUACUGAGUUCCAACAAGUAUGUGCAAAUGCCGGGACACCUCAAUUUAGAAACCCGCCAGUGAAUUUCGAUGAGACACCGGCGGUGCUUGAUAACUUGUUUUUCAAGAAUAUGGUAUUUAGAAACAAGACAACUAUGCUUACAGAUUCUCAUUUGAUUAAUGAUCCUAGAACAAUUCCUAUUGUUCAACAGAUGGCCAAUCAAGAUGGUUUGUGGCAACAAAGGUUUCCUGAGGUUAUGGAUAAAAUGAGUGCUAUGAAUGUUCUUACCGGAAAUAAUGGUGAAGUGAGAAAGACUUGUAGGUCCACUAAUUAAUUUAUUAUUAAUUAAUUAAAUGUUUAUUCUUCAUUAAACUUUCUGUGAAACAAUUCUUCAUUAAACUGUGCAUAUGAAAAUUGUAUUGAUAUUUAACUCAAUAUUUUUUUUAUAUGUUAUGGUAUAUAAUUAAUAAUGACUCAUGGUUUCUUGUUUAGUUGUUCUCUGAAAUUCAGUUUUCUAUUGUUUACAUCAAGUAAUAUAGAUCAAAUUUUUUAAACUCA